Messenger RNA from Ornithodoros turicata, 1084 nucleotides. RefSeq lists its product as uncharacterized. The record is from RefSeq and is a predicted model, not a curated record. The transcript has 2 exons. NCBI's taxonomy places the organism in Eukaryota, Metazoa, Arthropoda, Arachnida, Ixodida, Argasidae. Bases 34 to 1059 code for a protein of 341 amino acids.
ACCCCAAGUCGCGGGGACUCGGACCUGCGUGAGAUGGUGGAAUCUCUGGCGGCCACUGUGGCGACACUGGCCAACAGGCUACCCCCCCUUCCAGCCCAGGAAGUGAUUAUCGACCCCCCGUCAGACUUGGAGGACGAGGACAGGGACGGCGAUGCUACACCACCCCCUCCAUACAUGCAGUCUCACUCCAAUCAUCUUUCGGACAGCGAAGACCAGGUAGCUCCUGCACAAGAUGACUGGCUGGCUGGCCUGGCAGGCGUGGGCCCCCGCGAGGUCUCUCCAGUGAUUGUGGAGUUCGUCCGGACACAUUGGGGAGCUGACGGAAGGGCAGAGCGUUGCCGGAAGGCCCUGGCUGACUUCCCGCGGCAGAGACUUCCAUUUCUGGUGGUCCCAGAUCUGAACACUGAAAUGAGGUCUCUGGUGCGGGAAGCGACUAGGGACAGAAGGCGAUUUGGUGCCCAACCGUCCGAUGGCGACUCCGACAACGUGGGCCACAGGGACCAGGUCCUCCGGGAUGCUCAGGCUUCAGUCAUCUCCGCGGUCAGCCCGUUGGUGAGCCUCCUGGAGCGCUGUGCCGACCUUGAGUCCUCUCCACCUGAGGGCUCAUCCGGAGGCCGUGUCGAACGACGGGUCGUGGCAGACCAUCUUGCCGCGGCCCUGUCCCACCUCGGCCGUGUUUUCUCCUCCCUCGGCAAUGAGAGAAGGGAGAAUGUCUUGGCAAGGAUUGCCCCAGAGCUGCGGUCUCUGGUGACCAAAGAUCACCAGCCGGAGGAGGAUGGAGCUGCCCGUCUGUUCGGGCAGCACUUUUUGGACCAGAUCAGGACUCGUAACGAGACCUUCAAGGUCCUGAAGGAGGCCAGGCAGCCCCCCAGGCAGGCUUUGGACGAGCCCGCAGCGAAACGGAGCAGACCAACGUCCAGCAGCUCCACCUCAUUCCGCCGCCCAGCUGCGCCCUUUCCAGGGAGGCCCUUCCCGGGGGUACUUCAGGGAAGGGCGUCACGAGCCCCUAGAGGCCGUGGCCGAGAAUGGACCCCGACCAUAGCAAAGUAUGGACAAUAAAUUUGAUGUCAUUUUGCACACCCUC